Lentinula edodes (shiitake mushroom) is the source of this 501-nucleotide messenger RNA. RefSeq lists its product as uncharacterized. Lineage: Eukaryota; Fungi; Basidiomycota; Agaricomycetes; Agaricales; Omphalotaceae. The transcript has a single exon. The record is from RefSeq and is a predicted model, not a curated record. Bases 105 to 356 code for a protein of 83 amino acids.
AAUUGACAGUGGUUACAAUGUGUGAUGGAUUUAGAUUGAGCUCGAGUUCUCGGAGGCAUAAAAAUAAGUUAGCAUGGAUGGUAGACUGAUGGAGAUGGGGCUAGAUGGGGUGGGUUUGGUUUUUGUAUCUUCUCUUCGCACAUAUUUGCACAUCUUUGCACAUCUUUGCACAUCCAUCCAUCCAUCCAUCCAUACACAUCCUGGAUAUACAUACAUAUUUAUUUAUUUAUUUAUUUGUUCAUUGCUCCGAGUCAUCCGAGGUGUCCCCAAAGGGAGUAGAGACUGGAGAUACUGAGAAAGAAGGUACCGAGAGAGGGAUGGAGAAUGGACAGAGAAGAGAAACAAAGUUGAACUGAGGAACAGACAAACAAAGUCGAACAGAGAGACAAACAAAGUCGAAAAGACCAUCAAAAACAUAAAAAAGAAUAAAAGAUACCAUAUAAGUAUAUGUAUAUACAUACCAUACAUACCAUACAUAACUGUUCGUGUUUACAUACUAUG